This is a messenger RNA of Maudiozyma barnettii, 1962 nucleotides long. RefSeq lists its product as uncharacterized. Bases 1 to 1962 code for a protein of 653 amino acids. Lineage: Eukaryota; Fungi; Ascomycota; Saccharomycetes; Saccharomycetales; Saccharomycetaceae. The record is from RefSeq and is a predicted model, not a curated record. The transcript has a single exon.
AUGAAAUCAACAUAUUUUCUAUUUCUUAUAUGGGUAGCUUGGGCCAGAUACAUAUUAGCACAAGUUAGUGAUUGCAAACGUCCUUUUGUUUCGGAUACCUCUCCGGGUAUGCACUACACCAUUUAUCCUUUAGCUUACAAUGGUACACCAUAUAAGAUGCCUCAAACAAACUUAUAUGACUGGAUCUCUAGGUUAGCCUAUUAUGAUGUUCCAUUAUAUACUGGAUAUACCCCUGAUAUGAAUUUAAACAUUUAUCCUGAAGGUCCAGCCAAUGAACCACAAUACGGUAUUCUCUUUGGAAAUAAUUUCACCACUACAAAUUUCAGUAUGAUUGGGAGUUCUUGGUUUAUACCUCCUACUACGGGGUGGUACACCUUCGAUAUUCUCGCUACUACAGCCGCUGAAUUGGUUAUAAUAGAUAAAACUACUGCUUACUGUUGCGAAAAUGCUACAAAUAAUUACAUUAAUGAACAAUUUACCAUCACUAGCAUUCCUUCAAUGCCAGAAACUCAAAAUCCAAGUGGAAAAGUUUAUUUAUAUCAAAAUUUUCGCUAUGAAGUUAGAGUAUCAUUUAUUAACCAAAAUAUUAAUGCUUUUUUGUAUGCAAGUUACCGUUCUCCGGAAGGUGCGUAUUCUAAUAUCAACUGGCAUCUAUAUGAAAUGAAUGUUUUGAAUAGUUCACAAAUUAGAACUUGUAAUUACGAUAUUGGAGUAUAUACUGCUACAAUUCCAUGGACAGGUACAGGUACCUCAACUGGUUCUUUACAAUUUUAUAAAGUAUUAUCUUCAGGAUAUGAUAUUUAUGUCACUUUACAAGACUGGAUUCUUAUUGGGGUUCCAUCUUCACCAACAACUUCUAUCAGUCAUUUAAUUAUUCAGGACUCGAGUACACUAACCACACUAUCUUCUAGUAGCAUUAUAUCUAGUGUCUCUGUCCCGUCUUCUAGCAAUGUAUCUACGGUAUUAUCAACUUUUAGUAUAAAUACGACCAUCGAAACACCUACAGUUUUGGGAAAUACUACAACGGGAGUUGAGCUUUUAACUUCUCCACGUGCAGUAGAUAUCUUGUCUUCUUCCUCGACAAAUAGCUCUAGGACCUCAUUGGAUUCUUCCAUCGCAAGCUCUGUCAAAUUCCAGAGUGUGACAAGUUCAAUCGAUGAUAAAUCUGAGCCAGGUAGUACUAACUCUAUUAGCUCUGAAGUAACUAUGAUAUCAAGCAAAUGGUUGACCUCCAAUGUUGAAUCAAUUUCUACUUCCACAGUGGGUGUCCCAGAAUCUAAUAAAACCAGUUCUUCAAUUAUAUCUGUUAACAGUUUCGAAUAUAACAACAGCACAACCGGGGCAGUUAAUAUAUUUAGUGAAUUAGAAGUGAUUUCUUCUUUAAAAGUUGAACAUUCAACCCUAGAUUCAUUUAGUAGAUUAAGCUCUUACUCUUUUGAUACUAUUGCUGGUCCUGAAAAAUCAGAAACUACAAGUUCUUCGGUAGUUACCCUUAUGGAAUCUGCAUCUUCAGGUAACGGUGUGACCGUCUUCAAUUCAGAAACCUAUUCGAAUGAGGUGACCGUGAUAACUGCAACAGUAGUUGAAACUGUGGGUAACUAUUUCUUAGGCUAUAUUACUUUAAAAGAUUUUUCGGAAAACCAAGAAGUUGUGAGUGAAAGGACAAUUGUGAAGACAAUUACCUCUACGCUUUGUCCCAACUGUAUGUAUAAUACAUAUAAUGUUCCCGUAAUUCCCACUCAAACAAUAUCUUUAGAAAAUGUUCCCCAUACUGUACCAGUCGCUCCUCCAAAUGGUGUAACCCCAAACCAGGUCCAGGUAUCAGCUUCUAACGGUAACCAAAUUGCAGCUUCUUCGAGCUUUGCCCCACUUUCUAUGAAUCCAAAUGGUGAAAACCAUUUGUACGCCAACAUAGCCACCAUUAUUAUUCCAAUUUUAUCUUCAAUUUUCCUAUUUAUAUGA